This is a messenger RNA of Closterium sp. NIES-65, 1320 nucleotides long. NCBI's taxonomy places the organism in Eukaryota, Viridiplantae, Streptophyta, Zygnematophyceae, Desmidiales, Closteriaceae. The record is from the annotation of a GenBank genome assembly.
AUGGUGUCUGUCUCGAGUCCCACGUCGAAUUCGUGCAAUCUAUUGGUUGACAUUCCAACCGCCGCGUAUGACUCGUUUCGCGCCGCUUCCCCCGACCCAGAAGCUUCUUCUUAUGCCGAACCGCCAUUUACCAAAGCUUCCUCAGGCACUUCCUCACCGCUGCUUACCAAGCCUAGCUGGCUGGUCAAGGUCCGCGGCGCGCUCACCCCGCGCGAGUGGAUAACCGUCGGAUGCCUCGCCGCCGCGAUCUGCGCGCUGCACGUUAUUGGCUGGGGCACGCUGAUCGUGUUCGUGGUUCCCGGGCAUUACGCCUUGGCAGGCGGGGGCGGCACGUUCGGCGUGGGUCUGGGAGUGACGGCGUACAUGCUGGGGAUGCGGCACGCGUUCGACGCGGAUCACAUUGCAGCGAUUGACAACACGACGCGCAAGUUCCUAGCGGAGGGGAGGAGGACGCUCACUGUGGGGUUCUGGUUUGCCCUCGGCCACUCCUCCGUUGUCUUCCUCGCUGCGCUCAUCAUCGCUGUGGGCUUUAAGGCCUUUGCAGGAGAGGUGGAAUCGGAGGAGUCACAGCUGCAUGUGAUUCUCGGCCUUGUGGGUGCGCUCGUCUCGAGCCUCUUCCUUCUGCUUAUAGGAGCCAUCAAUCUCCUCGUUUUGAUCCACCUCGUUAAGGUGUUCCGUGCAAUGCGCAAGGGCACAGCCAGAGAAACAGACUUAGAGGACCUGACAUUACAAGGGGGGCUGUUCACCCGCUGCCUGGGACGGGUAGCAGCGCUGAUAAAGCACCCGCCCCAGAUGUACCUGCUGGGGUUCCUCUUUGGGCUCGGCUUUGACACGGCCACGGAGGUGGCUCUGCUCUUCAUGGCUGCUGGCGCUGCUUCCUCUGGCCUCCCUUGGUUUGCGAUCCUCUGCCUUCCGGUCAUCUUUGCUGCUGGUACGCCCACUCUGCCCUGCCUGUAUCCCACUGCCCUGCCUUCAUCCCACAGCCACGGAGGCAUGACCCUAUUAGACACCAUAGACGGAUCGUUCAUGAACUUUGCCUACAGCUGGGCCUUCUCCUUCCCGCUGAGAAAGCUCUUCUUCAAUAUUGUCAUCACCGGCUUGUCCGUUAUGGUGGCGCUGCUUAUAGGGGGGAUAGAGCUUCUGCAGCUGCUCCAUGUCUUGCUCUCCUCGCUCCUCUCCUUUCCUCAUCACCCUGUCCUUUCCCAAUCCCUUUCUCCCAUCCUUUCUCCCAUCCUCGCUCCUAUCCCCACUCCCGUCCCCGCUCCACCCCACCCCCAUUUCCUCUCCUUCCUCCUUCCUCUCACCCUCCUUUCAUCCUAG